Messenger RNA from Trichomycterus rosablanca, 2887 nucleotides. It is a transcript of the gene slc4a1a, whose product is annotated as solute carrier family 4 member 1a (Diego blood group). The record is from RefSeq and is a predicted model, not a curated record. NCBI's taxonomy places the organism in Eukaryota, Metazoa, Chordata, Actinopteri, Siluriformes, Trichomycteridae. Gene Ontology annotation, molecular function: monoatomic anion transmembrane transporter activity; bicarbonate transmembrane transporter activity; solute:inorganic anion antiporter activity. The coding region runs from base 55 to 2742 and encodes 895 amino acids. Gene Ontology annotation, cellular component: plasma membrane; basolateral plasma membrane. Gene Ontology annotation, biological process: regulation of intracellular pH; bicarbonate transport; transmembrane transport. The transcript has 21 exons.
GGUUCUGUGUGAAGUUUUCUGAGAAAAACAGAAGGCAGAUCACAGGUCCUACUGAUGGAAGCUGUUCUCAAUUAUGAUGGGGACAAUAACAUGUCCUAUGAGGAUGCUAAUUCACCUGCACGCUCCUCAUUCAGCCUGACUCCGCCAGGACAUUCGGGUAGCUAUGACCUACAGCAGAGGAGACAAGAGGAGCAACCGGCGGAGAGCUACGUCAACCACGCACACAUGGAUGCCGCCUGGAACACCAACACCAAUGCCACAACCAGAGGAGAUGCACAGUCAUAUGUGGAGCUGAACGAGCUGGUUGACACAAAAUGGCUGGAAACUGGUCGCUGGGUAGGCUACGAGGAGACUUUAAUCCAAACCACUGGGAAAUGGGGAUCCUCACACGUAUCCUGCCUCACUUUCAGAAGCCUUAUUCAGCUCCGAAAGGUCAUGAGCACAGCGGCUGUGCUGCUGGACGCAGAAGAUAGUUCUCUGUCAGGAAUCUUUGAGAAGAUAGUGGAUGAACUUCUGAGGAAGAAUGAAAUUCGGCCAUCAGACCGUGAGACCUUGCUGAAGGCACUGUUGGAGAAGCGCAGUCAAAGUGAGGAGACUUCGUCUGACCAGGCAGGAAUCGCGAUGCAGACCUUCUCUGUUACCAAACAGAGAGACUCAGAUGAUAGCGUGGAGGCAUCCAUUGUGCUGUCAGGUGCUGUAGACUCCCUGCAGAAGCCAGUUGUGGCGUUUGUACGACUGCAGGAUUCUGCAGUGAUGGAGGGGAUCCUGGAGGUUCCUCUGCCUGUGCGUUUCGUGUUCGUCCUCGUGGGUCCCACCGAAAGCGGCAUAGACUUCCACGAGAGUGGCCGAGCCAUGGGAACCCUGAUGGCUGACUGGGUCUUCAGUUUGGAGGCUUACCUGGCUGAGAGUGAAACAGAGCUGACCAAUGCAAUUGCUGACUUCAUGGACUGCAGCGUUGUAAUUCCACCCACUGAGGUCCAAACUGAAGCCAUGCUUCAACCUGUCAUUCGCUUCCAGAAGAAGAUGCUGCGCGAAAGACUCCGCCCUACUGACACCCGUAUCAUCUUAGGAGCAAAGCCUAAAGCCAGACCCGAGCCGCCACAGGAUGACCCCUUAACCCGAACUGGAUACCCAUUCGGUGGAAUGGUCAAGGACAUCAAACGCCGUUAUCGCCAUUACCUCAGUGACUUCAUCGAUGGCUUCAACCUUCAGGUCUUUUCUGCUGUGAUUUUCAUCUAUUUUGCCGCCCUCUCUCCUGCCAUUACAUUUGGAGGACUGCUGGCUCACAAGACAGGAAACAUGAUGGGAGUGUCGGAGCUGCUGAUCUCCACUUGCGUGCAGGGAGUCGUCUUCUGCCUGUUUGCUGCCCAGCCUGUGCUGGUCAUCGGCUUCAGCGGGCCACUCCUGGUGUUUGAAGAGGCUUUCUAUGGAUUCUGCCAGUCCAGUGGCUAUGAAUACAUCGUGGGUCGAGUAUGGGUUGGAAUGUGGUUGAUCCUCAUAGUGCUGAUCGUGGUGGCGGCUGAAGCUAGCUUCCUAGUGCGCUUCAUCUCCCGUUUCACCCAGGAGAUCUUUUCCAUCCUCAUCUCCCUCAUUUUCAUCUACGAGACCUUCUUCAAACUUUACAAUAUUUUCAAAGAUCACCCAUUAAUUCUGAACUACCAGCGUUUGCCUGAAGCUGUGGACAACACCACUGAAAGAAUCUUAACACACCAAGGAGCCCAUCCAAACACCGCCCUGCUCUCUAUGUGCCUGAUGUUGGGGUGCUUCUUCAUCGCCUACUUUUUCCGUCAGUUCAAGAACAGCAUCUUCCUCCCUGGUCCAGUUCGUCGUAUGAUUGGAGAUUUUGGUGUGCCCAUCGCUCUGUUUCUCAUGAUUGCUGUUGAUAUUGGUGUUAAGGAUGUUUACACACAGAAACUGGACGUUCCAAAGGGUCUGAGUGUGUCUAACUCUACUGCCAGAGGCUGGUUUAUCAACCCCAUGGGAAUGAACAGCGAAUUCCCAAUCUGGCUUAUGUUUGGCUCUGCCAUCCCAGCUUUACUGGUCUUUAUUCUCAUCUUCCUGGAGUCUCAGAUCACCACGCUGAUUGUUAGUAAGCCAGAGAGGAAGAUGAUAAAAGGCUCUGGCUUCCAUUUGGAUCUGCUCCUCAUUGUGGCCAUGGGUGGAGUCGCUUCUAUUUUUGGUGUCCCCUGGCUUAGUGCUGCAACGGUGCGAUCUGUCACCCAUGCCAACGCCCUCACUGUCAUGUCCAAAGGCCCCAAACCAGAGAUCAGCAAGGUGCUGGAGCAGAGGAUUAGUGGAAUUCUUGUGGCUGUUUUAGUUGGUGUAUCAAUUCUGAUGGAGCCCAUCCUGAAGAUGAUUCCCAUGCCAGCUCUGUUUGGCAUCUUUCUCUACAUGGGUAUUACCUCUCUUAGUGGCAUUCAGCUGUGGGAUCGCAUAAAGCUCUUGAUCGUGCCCAAAAAGUACCACCCGUCUGACGCCUACGCCACUAGAGUGAAGACUUGGAGAAUGCACAUCUUCACCUUGAUCCAAAUGGUGUGUCUGGGUAUUCUGUGGGCAGUAAAAUCUACCCAGGCCUCUUUGGCUCUGCCAUUUGUCCUCAUUCUCACUGUCCCUCUGCGUGUCCUCUUGACCGGACGUGUCUUCAGUGCCACGGAGAUGAAAUGCCUGGAUUCAGAUGAUGCCAAGGUGACAUUUGAGGAGGAGCAGGGGGUGGACGUGUACGACGAGUGCCCUUUCCCUUAACCGACCUCUUUACCUUUACUGAACCCGUGAACUUAGAGAUCAUGCCUUCAUUCUGACCGGUGCCUUUUCCGAAAAUAUCAAAGCUAUUAGAACAUGCAUCAAACUAUCAGCUGAUUUUAAAAUAGCUGUAUAUUCUUAUAUAUCU